AUGGAUCAGGGUUUUCCCAGGGCGGAGAUGGACAAAGCCAGCGAAGCUCUUCGGAGGAUGAAAAAGACCGGUCCAGAGAUCGAGAACACCCCGCAGAUGCGUGAGCUGUGGUGUGCGUUGCGAUCCGCGAUGAAGGAUGGCGCCCGCGCGGACGUGCGCAUCCUCGCCUCUCAGCUCAAGGAUUGGAAAUGCUCUUACUUCGCCACCGCGAGUUUCGAACAGUCGUAUCUUGUCGCCCCAAAUGGUGACGAGCAGCUCGCGACGCACAAGACUGUCAAGGAGUGCACCAUGCCACCCGAGUCUUUCGAGCACCUGCCACCGAACGUGGGCGCGUCCAGUUUCUACAUCAUGGACAAGCGGGCCCAGAGGUUGGUUGAUCUCGGCGACGGGGUGCACGAGAUCAGAGCAAGAAUGGGCAUCCGGAAGUCCAAAUCAGUGAACCCCCGCGCCCUCGGCAACGGGGCGCACGCGCGCAGCAGCGGGGAUGGGUCCGCGGCGGCGCCUGGAGGCAACGACGCCGGCGACAAGGAAGGGCUCCGCAGCGAAGGCCAGCCUGCGCCGGCGGCCCGCGGAGACGGGCCGCCGGAGGCGAAGCGCCCUCGCAUCUUGGAGCGCCCUCCGGACACUGUGAAAAAGUUGCAGGACGCCGUGGGGAUGUGCGCGACGGAGUUCGACGCUGAGUGCGAGAGAGGGAACCUGGUGAGCAGCCACGCUCUCCAGUCGAGCGCAGAGUUUUGGAUGCGGAAUUUUGUGGAUAACCUUUCAAGGCAGUGGCGCGAGUGGAAGAGAGUUAACAACGGCGGCGCCUCCUUGGAUGACCAGGACAAGUUCGCCAGCCAGCUCGAUCCGUUCAGCAAGGAGUUCUUGCCCUUCAGCAUCAGGCACUUGCUGGCUCGGCCGUGCGCGGAACACCUGUCGGCCUUCACCAGUUUGCACAAAAAGAUUCAGGUUGAGAUCCCCAAACUCUCCCCCGCGCUUGCCAGCGUCUUGAUUGACUUGGUGGACAAGGGCGCAGGUUCCAUUGUCGACAUUGACGAGUCCAACCUCGAGUUGCAGGAGAUAGCCGACUUGCACAAGUCGACAUUGAUCGCACAGAUCGUGGAGAUGCGCAUCAGCGGGCUCCUGAAGGCGGCGCAGGAGGACACUGCGAAGGCCGACGCGGUGCGCCUCUCCGCCGCGAAGCGCUUGCUCGCGAUGCGCGUUGAGGGGCGCCAGAGGGCGUCGUUGCAGGUGGCGCGAACGUUCUUCGGCCCCGCGUACAUGAGCGAGAAGCUGAUCUUCCUGAUGGGCGACCCGAACCAUGUCGGCUUCUUUUCAGAGUGGAAGCCGUCGGACGGUGGAAUCCUGAAGUACAAGGGAUUCUGCAUGGUGGACGGCGCGUUCACAACCGUGACGCCCAGCGACUUCACGAAUAUGGCCAUGCGGGUCGUUGCGGCCGGCGACGCUUGCGCGGGGAAGGUGAAGCACGUCGUGGCGAAGGACUUGCUUGCAACGAUGAAGAUGCUCUUCCAGGCCCAGGUGGAGAACAAAACGGUCUGCCUGACCAAGUUUGCCGGCUUCGCUCCCAUUUUCCAUCCAAUUUUCUCGCGCGUCGCCGCGAGUAAACUCGAGCUGAUGGCAGAGGAUCCCGAGCCCCCUCCAGCUUGCGAUCUCGCCCGUAGUCACCCCGAGGCCCAGGCGUUCCUCAGGCGCGCUGCCGAGGUGCUCGGCGGCUCCCCGAGACGCUUGCCAGGGGCAGCUGCGGAGUGGCUCCGCGGCGAGCUUGCGGCGACGAAAGCGAAGGAGGAGGAGGGGGCCAGGAAAAAGGAGGCGGAGGAGCUGGCGAAGCAGGAGCAGGCCAAGAAGGAGGCGGCCGCGGCGAAGAAGGAGCCCAAGGAGGGGCCCGUGAAGGAGGAGCCCGCGGAGGCAGCAGGAGACGGCGGCGAAGGAGGCGGCGAGCAGGAUCAGGAGCAGGCCAAGAAGGAGGCGGCCGUGGCGACGGCGGUGAAGAAGGAGCCCGCGGAGGCGGACACCCCGGACAAAGCCCGGGCUGGCGGUGGCGCGCAGAGCGCAGGGGUCGCGGAGAUUGCGGCGCCGGGCACCGCGAACGAGAAGGGCGAGCCGGGAGCGAGCGCCGACGCUUGGAUUCAGGAGGGCGUCUUGCGCAUCACGAUAGCCGGCAAUUUCAAGGACAAGUUCCACGACAAGCUGGCCAAAGUCACCAAGUGCAACCGCAACAGGUUCGUGACCGUGGAGUUCCUCGAAGGAUCUGAGAAAGGGGAAACGAAAGAGUUCAGAAAGUGCAAAGUCAAACCCACCACCCGCACCAGUCCGACGGCUCUCAAGACCUCGCUCGCGUGCCCCGAGCCCGAGGCGUCGGCAAGCAUGACCUCGCAGAAGGAGUCGUCCGCGCAGAGGGCCGCGAACCUAUUCGGCAAGGCCGUGCUGAGGACCGGAGCGUGGAUGCGGAGCAGAGGCCGCCGUUCCAGCGAGUGCGAUGCGGCGUUAAUGGCCGAGCGC
Molecule: messenger RNA, 2499 nt
Organism: Prorocentrum cordatum
Lineage: Eukaryota; Dinophyceae; Prorocentrales; Prorocentraceae
Source: the annotation of a GenBank genome assembly